CCCAAAACAACCACUACCAAAUGAUUCCUUAUUCCAUGUGAGCUUCAACUCAACUCGAACGCAAUCUUUCUUUUCAUGCAAAAAUUAGCUACACUUUUUUCAGCACUUCCAGUUUCAGAAGGUGUAUUUGUUUGUGGGGUGUGGAGUGGAAGGCUCUACGAGGGCGGGCUAGCAUAGAAACAUGGCCGAGAGAGACGAUGAAGAGAAGAAAAAUAUUGUGGACACUACUAAUAUUGUGGACACUACUGCUCAAGAAGGUGAGGAGGCUGAGAAUUUGCCGAUAGAAGCGCCAAUAGAUGUCGAUAUGUGUGUUGAAAACCAAAGGCCCUCACAGCAAAAGGAGGAGGAGAUCAUCAAGAAGAAGUAUGGUGGCUUGCCAGCGAAGAAGCCCCCUUUGAUCUCUAAGGAUCAUGAACGCGCUUUCUUUGACUCCGCGGAUUGGGCUUUGGGCAAAAAGAGUAAAGGACCAAUCGAGGCUCUUCGACCUAAACUGCAGGCCGUCGCCUCACCACCAAGCGCGUGCAAGGUCACCCUGUGCCCCUGCAGACGACGCUGAAGGUGACAGCAUCGAUCAACAAGACGAUGGUGAUGUGAACAGCGGCAUUUCUUUAGAGGCAGGUGAGAAUGUGCAGGGAUGAGAUCUUCGAGUUCAAGAUACCGAUGUUUUUAAGCUUCCAACAGAGAUGGUGUUUGCAUUUUGUGGUGUUUGAAGACGAAUUUGUGACAAAUAAGUGAUGGAAAGAACAGAGGAAUGUGGUUGUGAAAAUAUGAGGAAUUUGGACAAUGCAUUGAGAUAAGAGCAUCUCCAAUAAAAAUAGCUCAGCCAUAGCAUAGCCACAAA
Messenger RNA from Salvia splendens (bonfire salvia), 841 nucleotides. RefSeq lists its product as uncharacterized. Gene Ontology annotation, molecular function: protein phosphatase inhibitor activity. The record is from RefSeq and is a predicted model, not a curated record. Gene Ontology annotation, cellular component: cytoplasm. The transcript is spliced from 6 exons. NCBI's taxonomy places the organism in Eukaryota, Viridiplantae, Streptophyta, Magnoliopsida, Lamiales, Lamiaceae. The coding region runs from base 182 to 556 and encodes 124 amino acids.